AUGGUUCCCGACCCAAACAAUAUCCCUCUGGGGUUUCUGGGAAAUCUGUCGACGGAACAGGAGCGAUGCUUGCAGCAACUCUGGUCCUUGGUUCUGUACCUUGAAAAUGCCGCCUCUUUUAACGACCUCGAACAUCUCUUCCGGGUCAACAGCGUGGAAAGGAAUAAAUCAAUUUCCAUUUCGUCGUUUGCGCGCCGAAACUCGCUGCUGACCCGGACGGAUUCCAUCCUGUUGCGCCGCAGCAGCACAGCGUCCUUCCCGGCACCUUCCAACCCGCUACUCCAGACCCUGAGCAAUAUCGGAAUGACCGCAUCUGAGAUCCGCUCUGUAGCAAAGUCCUUGACCUACCUGAGUCCAGACGAUGUCCGCUGGGGCAUACUCACCGCGAGCAAACAGGAAUAUCCGGAUCGCUGGAUGCUUCGAUACCUGCGUUUCUGCAAGUGGAAUGUCAACAAGGCUUUCAUUCUGAUUCUGAACGCGUUGCAGUGGCGAAUCAAGGACAUGCAUGUGGAUGACCGUCUACUGCCAGAGGGUGAGCUCGGUGCGAUUCACCAGUCACAGGCACCCUUGAAUGCUGCCGAAGCGCAACAAUCACGGGGCUUUCUCAGUCAGUUACAAAUGGGAAAAUGUUAUGUGCAUGGAGUCGACCGACUGAAUCGGCCAUUGUGUGUGAUACGGGUGCGGCUGCAUCGACCCGAGGAUCAAUCGGAAGAGGCGAUGAACCGAUACAUCACACAUAUUAUGGAGUCGGUCCGGCUUCUCAUUGCGCCCCCUGUAGAGACAGCAACUGUCAUUUUUGAUAUGACUGGGUUUUCUCUCGCAAAUAUGGUGAGUUCAGUUUAUGGUUGGGGAGGUUACCUGCUGAUGUUUUAUAUACAGGACUAUGCCCUCGUAAAGUUCAUCAUCCGAUGUUUUGAAUUGUAUUAUCCCGAGUCGUUGGGUGUUUUACUUAUCCACAAUGCCCCCCGUAUUUUUGCAGGAAUAUGGAAGAUGAUCAAGGGUUGGAUUAACCCAGACAUGGUGACAAAAAUCCACUUCACCAAGUCGGUGGCAGAUCUCGCACAGUUCAUUCAUCCCAGUCAGAUUGUGAGCGAGCUCGGAGGUGACGAGGACUGGGAGUAUGAAUAUUCUCAGCCUGAAAUGGAUGAGAACGGAUUGAUGGAGGACGACGAAGCUCGGAAUACCUUGCUGAGUGAGCGACAGCAGAUCAGCGAGGAAUUUCUUUCCCUUACGUCCCAGUGGAUCGAGGCGACAAGACACAACUAUCCUGAGGAGGUUGCGAUGGUUCAGUCGCGCCGUUUCAACGUUAUGGAAAAACUUCGCGUUAAUUACUGGAAACUGGACCCUUUUGUCCGAGCCCGUAACUUCCUUGAUCGAACAGGCGUUAUCCAGGAGGGAGGGAGGAUCAAGCACUAUCCAGAGGCUAAACCGGAAGUCCAGAUCGAGACAGCCAAGGUGUUAGAGGUGGCACAUAUUGACCGGGCACGGGUGAAGCUCAUUAAUGUCUAA
Molecule: messenger RNA, 1509 nt
Organism: Aspergillus fumigatus Af293
Lineage: Eukaryota; Fungi; Ascomycota; Eurotiomycetes; Eurotiales; Aspergillaceae
Product: CRAL/TRIO domain protein
Source: RefSeq, a predicted model, not a curated record